This is a messenger RNA of Rotaria sp. Silwood2, 4576 nucleotides long. The record is from the annotation of a GenBank genome assembly. NCBI's taxonomy places the organism in Eukaryota, Metazoa, Rotifera, Eurotatoria, Philodinida, Philodinidae.
UACUAAAUGCUAUGUUUACUUUUUGAAAAAGUAAAGUAAAUGUACCACCACUAUUGAGGACCUAUGAGUACCUUCAUAAGAUAACCCUUGAGAACCUCUGGGUAAUUCCAUAGGUUGGCUCCUAUAAAUUUAUGACUAUGAAUUAUGAGUGGCAGUAAUUAGGCUGAAUAUUAAUUAAGGUGAGUACCAAUUAAUGGAAGUACUAAUUAGGGUGAGUACUAAGUAAUUAGCGUGAGUAAUAAUUAAUAUGAAUACAGUUUUAGAAAUUGUUAUUGAUUUUAACAGUCGUAUGUUGUCUUUGUAUGCAUUUCGGAACACAUGCAUGCGUAAGUAAACUCCAAAUUUGGAGUUUACAUCUCCAGUUUAUUUUUUUUGACCAGUUUCGAGAAUAUAUUUUAGAAAGAUAACGAAUGGUCAAUAAGUAUUUAUUGGCAAAAACUAAAGCUACUUAGGCUUGGUGGUAUUUUGAUUUCUGUCAGUGAAGUGUAAAAUCAUUUUUGUCCCAAUAUAUUAUAUUUGCAUUUGAGUUAUUAUCAUAAAUAAUUUUAUUCGAUUCGAUAAUAACAAUGGAACCUAAAUGAAACUAUUUCUCCUUUUUUAUUUCUUCUAUAUCCAUCUUUUAAAUUAACUCAGGCAACUGGCUCAUUGUCCAAUGGCGUGGAUCUUCUGGACAUCCAUCAACAAGCAUCGAACAUAAAUAAAAAGAAUCAGUAAAUCAUUGUUUUUCAUUUUUUGUUAAAAAGUUUCAAAAAUCGUUCACUUAGGUAUUUUAAUCGCAUUCGUUGUCAAUAUUCGCCUGUCUGUUUAUUUCUAUCUCUACUGGCUAUUCUUCUUCUAGGCGCGGGCAUUGCUGCAAUGCUUGUCGCCUUAAUCGGUAUUCCUAAAACAACUAUAACAACUACAGCUACAACAACAACGACGAUGACAGCAACAACAACAACAGUAAUGAGCCAAAUAAUAAAAUACUGCUUUUCACAGCGACUUAAUGGAAACAUUUUCAAUAACUGAAAAUAAUGAAAAAUCGCAUGUACAUCGAAUGCUGAAAUAAGUUAAAGUUACACUUGAACUAUCUCGAAAAAUGCAGGAGCGUUAUUUCAAGAAACAAAGCUGAUGUAUUCUUGCGCAGCGAAGAGUAACUGAAAUGACUCGGUUUCUUGAUCUUUUUUUUCUCAUUCUCGAAUAAUUUUACCUUUGGGUGACUCCAUGGGAAACGUACCACUUUAUAUAUGACUCUCUUAGAAUUGACUGAAACUUUAAAAUUUGUAGAGCUCGAUGAGCUGAUCAUUUUGGUAAUAAUGUUUGAGUGUAGACUCUGGUUGAAAUUAGCAAAAUACGAUUUUCGAAAUUUCGGGAAAAUCAUAGUCACAUUGAAAAGUUCUGGUUUUUCCGCGAAGAUUUUCUUUUUGAUUUUAGAGCCAAAAGAAAUCAUCCUAUAUGUAUUCUGAUAGCCCGCGUCCAGCUCUAUCGAAUCGCAUAUGAGCCAUAUUGUUCAGCUUCGAAAAGUGAAACUUCUAAUGGAAGCCCAAUAAUUUCACUGCUACGCAAAUUUUCCCUUAGAAAAAAAAAUCCAUUCCGAAUUUGGGUCAAGAGUGAUCUACUAGGUUUUGUAGAGGGUCGCUCGCUCUAUCUUCUGGUGUAUAUGGCUGCUCAGUCGGUUUCCAUUUUUACUCCUUAGAGAGUCAAGACAUUCAUUUAUUAGCUUUUUUCACAGUUCUGAGCUCAUAUUUCUGGAUUUUUUUAAUGAAAUACUNUUGAGUGUUCUUUACUUGUAUUGAAUUAAUUUCAAUCAGACAAAAAAUGGCGUAGACAAAAACCAAAAUUAUUGUACCAAUCACUAUUUAACAUCAACUAAAUUCAUAAAAAUUUUAUACAAUUUUGUCGUGAAAACACGAAUUACCUUUGUCAGAACUGUUUCGGAAAAUAUUUUUCAAUGCGGUAUUACGAUAGAUUUUCCAUAUUCUAUUUAGUCUUCCUAUGAUAUUAUGCAGCCCAAGAAUUUUUGUUUACUAAUGAAACUAUUCUUCAAUGUGAUUUGCUUCUUAGCUUAGCCCUGAGGGAGGCUAGUGAUAUCUUUCUCGACGAAAAGUUUUGAAAUCCACAUAAAGCUAUCAGGUGUUGAUGACUGAUUUGUGAUUUAUUCAUUUUGCUAGAUCUGUACUUUCUCUGAUCAAAACCUACGAAACACUGAUCAAAAUACUUCAAAUUGCCCUCCUGAGAUAAUUUUCAAACUUCAUGAACUAUUGAUCUCCUCUUUUCCAUCUUUGUCAUUAUUCAACCCCGAGUUGUUUAUAAACACUCCUUAAUUCAAUUGAAACUGAGCUGUACUUUUCUACUGCAGUUUUUACUUGUUUUUUAUCUGAUUUUUCUUACGGUUGCAAUACUUUAAGUAAAAUUUUUGUUUGCCAAAUUCUUUUAAAGAUAUUUUAUAACAUAAACUUAAUACUUUAUCUAUAUAAUAUUGUUCAGCUAUGCCAUUUAUGAAUUGAUUUUCCAAAGUUCUUCAGGUAAGAAUAAACUCCCAAAAGUUAACAUUCUUCCUGCUUCUAUUUCAAUGAGCUACUACGUACGUAAAAAUGAAAAUUCCUCAGCAUAGCCGACACCUAAAGAUUCUGCUAGAUUAGAUGCCAGUUGUAGAGAUCUUGAAGUAGUUUCAUCUAAACUGAAACUAUAGAGUUAUUUGACUUUCAAUAACGCUUAACACAUCAUUGUAUUUUCUUAUUAUUAUGAUAUUCUCGUAAAAAAACAGCAAAUAGGUCGUCAUAGAUAGGCCAGAGCCACACAAAGACGUUUGUUUGAACCUCUCACUUAUAAACAGUUGAAGUCAGCAGUGUCACACAUCCCAGAAUCUAUAGAUGCAUCCUCAGUCAUAUCUUCCAUAGAAAAUGUUGCAUUUCCUCCCAUACAUGUGUCAUCUUUUGAGCGGAAUGUGCAUCUCUCAUGAAGAUACUGCAUUCCCAGUCUUCCACGCCUCCAUCUUCAUGGGAUGAUAUAGGUUCCUUUCCAAAUUUCGGAAUAUGAGAAAUUAAUGCAACACCAGUUCGGUAUACAGUAUGGAUGACAUUGGUUAUGGAACUUGCUUCUUCAAGAUUAUACACACAUUUGACGCAGUUUUCUUAGUUGAUUAUGCGCAACUUAUUUGAAUUUAUUUAGUAAUAAAUCAUUUACUUUUACUAAAGUAACUACUAAAUGCUAUGUUUACUUUUUGAAAAAGUAAAGUAAAUGUACCACCACUAUUGAGGACCUAUGAGUACCUUCAUAAGAUAACCCUUGAGAACCUCUGGGUAAUUUCAUAGGUUGGCUCUGUUAGCGUCAGUAGAUGGUGCUUACUGACGCUAAACGUUUAUUUUAUGUUAUCUAUUUUUUGAAUCUCUGAUUUGAUUUGUUACGUAAUCUCUCAACUAUGAUUCAUCUCGUGAUUAUCUUUUUGUCUUUCGUUAUUGCGCAGUUGUUGAUGUUCUAUCGUAUCGAUCACUCGAUACUCAAUAUAUUCUAUAUAUGACACGACGACAAAGUCGAUUAUUAAAACAUGUUUAGCUCUCUAAUUUUGGCAGACUAAAUAUUAGUUCUACCAUUGCUACAUAAUCCCCAAAACGAGAGCUAAUAGGCUCCUAUAAAUUUAUGACUAUGAAUUAUGAGUUGCAGUAAUUAGGCUGAAUAUUUAUUAAGGUGAGUACCAAUAAGGGUAAGUACUAAGUAAUUAGCGUGAGUAAUAAUUAAUAUGAAUACAGUUUUAAAAAUUGUUAUUGAUUUUAACAGUCGUAUGUUGUCUUUGUAUGCAUUUCGGAACACAUGCAUGCGUAAGUGAACUCCAAAUUUGGACUUUACAUGUCCAGUUUAUUUUUUGUUGACAAGUUUCGAGAAUAUAUUUUAGAAAGAUAACGAAUGGUCAAUAAGUAUUUAUUGGCAGAAACUAAAGCUACUUAGGCUUGGUGGUAUUUUGAUUUCUGUCAGUGAAGUGUAAAAUCAUUUUUGUCCCAAUACAUUAUAUUUGCAUUUGAGUUAUUAUCAUAAAUAAUUUUAUUCAAUUCGAUAAUUACAAUGGAACCUAAAUGAAACUAUUUCUUCUUUUUUAUUUUGUCUAUAUUCAUCUUUUAAAUUAACUCAGGCAACUGGCACAUUGUCCAAUGGCGUGGAUGUUCUGGACAUCCAUCAACAAGGAUCGAACAUAAAUAAAAAGAAUCAGUAAAUCAUUGUUUUUCAUUUUCUGUUAAAAAGUUUCAAAAAUCAUUCACUUAGGUAUUUUAAACGCAUUCGUUGUCAAUAUUCGCCUGUCUGCUUAUUUCUAUCUCUACUGGCUAUUAUUCUUCUAGGCGCGGGCAUUGCUGCAAUACUUGUCGCCUUAAUCGGUAUUCCUAAAUCAACUAUAACAACUACAGCUACAACAACAAUGACGACGACAGCAACAACUGCAACUACAACAACGACGACGACAGCAACAACUGCAACUACAACAACGACGACGACAGCAACAACUGCAACUACAACAACGACGACAACAACAACGACGACAACAACAACGACAAUAACAACAACGACAACAACAACAUCAACAACAACUGCUUUUACUGGUAAGUAA